This is a messenger RNA of Hypoxylon trugodes, 3804 nucleotides long. Its product is annotated as peptidase family M1-domain-containing protein. Gene Ontology annotation, molecular function: peptide binding; zinc ion binding; metalloaminopeptidase activity. The record is from RefSeq and is a predicted model, not a curated record. Lineage: Eukaryota; Fungi; Ascomycota; Sordariomycetes; Xylariales; Hypoxylaceae. The coding region runs from base 391 to 3666 and encodes 1091 amino acids. Gene Ontology annotation, cellular component: cytoplasm. The transcript is spliced from 3 exons. Gene Ontology annotation, biological process: proteolysis; peptide catabolic process.
UUUACAUCUGACAUGCUUUUCUUCCCCUUACAGCUUGUUAUAAUAACAUGUCGCAAUGCCAUUGACCUCUACCAUCCUUCGAUUUUACAUUAAAUUAUGCAGUUACCACCUUAGCCCCUAGCUGAGAUAGGAAGCUGUUUGUAUUUCCAUCGAAAAAGACGCAUUUACCCAAACCAGUUGCCGAGUAUUUUCCUACCCACAUAUACCUAUACGAUAGCUUGCUUCAACCAACAGCAUCACUGCUCAUCUAUACUACUGCUUUACAAUGUUACCUACUUCAGAAGUCCUGGGAAUUCCUUCGGCUUGAAUAUUCCUACUUAUCUAGGCAUCAUGAUUUUAUAGAAUCUUCAUCUAAAAGUAAAUUGUACAUUUAACCCGGCUCGACUUAAAAUGGCAUCCACAACCUUAGUAGAUGCUAUUGGUCGACUCGGCCGGGCAGUUGUGGUAGGAACCACUAACACUUACACUAACAUGGGCGGGAAUCUUGUACUGAGGGGCAGCGGUGGUUCUAUGAGCUCAGGCACUAUUUUUGCCUCUGUCACCUCUGUCACCUCACACUUACCCUCAACCUCAACCUCAACCACCAAAACUACAACUUCUACUACCUCAACCAACUUUGCUUGCAGGAUAUCGGCUGCAUCUAUCUCAAAGCAAUCAACCAAACAAUAUACCACUCGUACGAAUUCACAAAUAUCCGCCACAAGAAUUAAUUGCUUCUUCAAACCAUUGGACAAGAGUCUUGUGACUCGCAUACCUUGUCGAUCGUUUACUUGGACACCUGCCCAAUCCGUCCUUGUCCCAGCUAUUCAUUCGCAGCAUCAAUCUAGAUCCGGACCCCACCUCGACACAUACCACCACAGUACUCCCUUCACUUGUUUGCGACGUGGGGCAACUCUCCUACGUAUAAAUAGCCUACGUACAAAUAAACCGGCACGUGUGUCUAGUUGCCGCUUCUUCUCUUCGUCGUCCAAAGUCUCUUGUUCCGCUAUCAUACCUUCAUCCAUCAUGGCGGACCGAGAUGUUCUUCCUUCUACUGUCACUCCGUCUCACUAUGAUCUCUCUAUCUCCUCCUUAAACUUCAAAGAUUGGUCUUACCAAGGAAGUGUAGCCAUCGACGUUUCAAUUGCGGAGCCCGUCAAGGAGAUUGUUAUCAACUCUAUCGAACUAAAGCUACUCACUGCUAAGGUCACUGUCAACUACACCAAGGCUUCUCAGAUCAUAGAAACUACCACAUUUAAUUAUGACGAGAAGAAGCAACGCGCAACCCUUGUCUUCGCCGACGAGGUUCCGGCUUCGCAGAAGGCAACUCUUCAGAUCACCUUCCAAGGAAUAAUGAACAAUCACAUGGAGGGAUUCUACCGAAGCAAGUACAAGCCCGUUGUUCCCGCUGCCGCCUCAGUGCCAAGAGAUGACACAUUCCACUAUAUGCUGAGCACUCAAUUUGAGGCUUGCGAUGCCCGCCGAGCUUUCCCUUGCUUUGACGAACCCCGAUUGAAGGCAACUUUCGAUUUUAAAAUUGAAAUCCCAGAGGACCAGGUUGCUCUGUCCAAUAUGCCGGUUAAAGACACCACGAAAAGCCGAGAUGGUUUUGUGAAUGUAUCCUUUGAGCAAACUCCGGUUAUGAGUACCUACCUCUUGGCUUGGGCUGUUGGCGAUUUCGAGUACGUCGAAGCUUACACCGAACGGCGAUAUAACGGAAAGCAAAUCCCUGUUCGUGUGUACACUACCCGCGGGUUGAAGGAACAAGGCCGAUUUGCUUUGGAACACGCCCCGAAAACCAUCGACCUAUUCUCGGAGAGCUUCGGUAUUGAUUAUCCACUUCCGAAGUCGGAUUUGCUUGCCGUUCACGAAUUUACUCACGGAGCUAUGGAGAACUGGGGUUUAGUGACCUACCGUACCACCGCUGUGUUGUUCGAUGAAAAGACUUCAGAUGCUAGAUACAAGAACCGCGUCGCAUAUGUUGUUGCCCACGAAUUGGCCCAUCAAUGGUUUGGUAACCUUGUCACUAUGGAUUGGUGGGACGAGCUAUGGCUAAAUGAGUCGUUCGCUACUUGGGCUGGUUGGUAUGCUGUCAAUGAAUUCCACCCUGACUGGCAAGUGUGGGCCCAAUUUGUGAAUGAGGGAAUGGAAAUGGCGUUCAAACUCGACGGAAUGCGUGCAUCACACCCUGUUCAUGUCCCGGUGAAGGAUGCGCUUGAUGUGAACCAGAUCUUCGACCACAUUAGCUACCUCAAAGGUUGUUCAACCUUACGAAUGCUUGUCAGUCAACUAGGCGAAAAAACUUUCCUCCAGGGAGUUGGCACAUAUCUUAGGAAGCACGCUUACGGCAAUGCUAAGACCGAAUAUCUUUGGGAGGCUUUGAGUGAAGCUUCUGGUACUGACGUCAAUGGUCUAAUGAGCAACUGGAUAGAGAAGAUUGGACAUCCACUGGUGACCGUUGCUGAGGAGCCUGGUCAGAUUUCAAUUAAGCAGAAUCGAUAUCUAUCAACUGGUGACGUGAAACCUGAAGAAGACCAAACAGUAUGGUGGGUCCCGAUAUCGCUGCAGGGCAAAGUAGGACAACAAGACAUCCAGAGAUUAGCUCUCACCGAAAAGAGCACAACGAUCCGCGAUAUCGAUGAUGAGUUCUAUAAGAUCAACAGCAAUGCUACCGGUUUCUACCGAACGAACUAUCCUCCAGCCCGUCUUGCAAAGCUUAGUACGCAGCUUGACCGUCUGAGCAACGAAGACAAGAUCUCUAUUAUCGGUUCUGCUGCCGAUCUAGCCUUCUCUGGUUAUGGUACCACCCCUGCUCUUCUGUCCUUCCUCGAAGGCUUCAGGGAAGAGACCAACCACCUUGUCUGGGCUCAGGUUCUGGAUUCUAUUGGUCUUGUUAAGACCAUUUUCGGUGAUGACGAUGCUAUUAAGCGCGGUCUGGAGAAGUUCUCCUUGAAGCUUCUUAGCGACGCCGUGAAAAAGAUCGGUUGGGACUUCCCUGAAGGCGAGGAUUACCUCACAGGCCUACUGCGCAAGAGACUCUUGCUCAGUGCCGCAGCAAAUGGCCACCCUGAGGUAAUCGAGAAGGCAAAGUCAUUAUUUAACUCUUGGGCUGAUAAGGGAACUCCUUUACACCCGAAUCUGAGAACCGUAGCUUACCGCACUGCUAUUAAGACCGACCCGGCGAGGACAGUGCCAAUUUUGAAGAAAGAAUGGUACACCGGAGCAUCCAUUGACGGCAGGGAGGUCUGCCUUGCUUCACUAGGCCACGUCCGUGACCUCGAGCUUAUCACCAAGAGCAUUUUGCCCUUCAAUUGCGACUUGUCCCCGCCAGCUCCUCCUUCCGAAUCGGUACCCUCAGGUGAUAUGCAUACCCUUGGUAGCGCAUUGUCCACCAACUCGGUCGCGCGCCCAAUCCAAUGGAAGUACAUCCAAGAGAAUUGGGAGAAACUUACAACCAAGAUGGCGAACCCGGUUGUUUUGGACCGCUUCGUCAAAUUGACAUUACAACGAUUCACGGAUACGAAGUAUAUUGCCGAGAUCGAUGCUUUCUUCAAGGAUAAGGAUACUAGCGCCUUCGACCGUACCCUAGAGCAGGUCAAGGAUGCCAUUCGUGGUCGUGCUGCUUAUCGCGAGAGAGACGCGGAGAACAUCAAAGAAUGGCUAGGUGCCAAUGGUUAUCUCCAGUAAGGGAGAGGCAGGGCAUUGUAAUUAUGAUUGCAUAAGCUAGAUUGCAGGCCAAGAUAACCAUACCUACCCCCUAGGUAGUGUAUAAGGUGUAUAAGAACCUUAAGCUAAAAGCCACAAUGAAUAAACUACAAUAAGCAA